Molecule: messenger RNA, 924 nt
Organism: Symbiodinium pilosum
Lineage: Eukaryota; Dinophyceae; Suessiales; Symbiodiniaceae
Source: the annotation of a GenBank genome assembly
CUUACACGAUCAGGUGGUAGCUCCUGUGGUCUUGCGCCUCAGAGCCUGUGCCGUGUCGAUGUGAUGACGAAGCUGAGCCUGGCCUUGAAACAGGAAAAUGCCCUGAGCUGUCUUUGCCGUGCCCUUCCGUCCGCAUGGCCCAAGCUCCGCAAAGCCUCCAAGAUCUACAUGUGGCGCUUGGACGAGCUAAAGCUGCACACCACGCAGCAAGCCCUUAUUGAGGAGCUGAACCUGGUCUUCGCGGACCUCUUCGAUCUUUGUGAACGUGGGGACGCGGAGAGCGUGUGGAUUCUUUUGUCCCAGGGAAUGAGUGUGAAGCAGCGGGAUCCUGAAGGGGCGACUUUACUUCAGAAGGCCACGCACAGCGGCUCUACCACUAUCCUCAAGCUUAUCGUGGAGAAGGGCGGCAUCCUUAACGCGAAAGGCUCCUAUGGCUACACUCCCCUACAUGAGGCUUGCUACCUGGGCGUCCCAGAGGUUUGCGAGCUCCUGCUGUCCGUGAAGGCCAACGUGGAUGCGCUGAGCAAGAAUGGCUCUACGCCUCUCCUGGUUGCAGCCCGCGAAGGCCGCACAGCAAUCUGCGAGUCCCUGCUCAAGCACAACGCUGAUGCAGAUGAUGGCGGCGAUAAGGGAUGGACACCGCUCUCCGUUGCGGCCGGCGAAGGCCACGCGGAAGUUUGCGAGAUUCUCCUCAAGUACAAUGCCAAUGUGCAUGGCUUCUCGCACGACGGCCGUAAUGAGCGAUCUGCCUUACAGGAGGCGGCAGAACAGGGCCACGCCACUGUUGUGAGCCUCCUCCUUGAGAACAAGGCUGACGUUCACCACACUUUCGACGAGGGUGGCGGCCAAAACAGGCGAUGGACAGCCGCAGAGCUUGCAGAAAGAGCUGGACAUGGCAAGAUUGCGAACAUGCUCAUGUCUCAG